CCUGGAGCACGGAAGAUUCUUGCGGACACAAAUCGCAACUGCUAAAUAAAAUUUAUUUAUUUGAGUGCACAGCCAUGAGUCUUCACAAGUCCGCGUCGUUUAGCUUGACUUUUAACCAAAACACUUCGAUUGUUUCGCGUAGCAAUAGUCGCACAAUUUUUGAAGCUUUCAAGGAGUUCCUGGAUUUUUGGGAUAUCGGCAACGAAGUUUCUGCAGAGUCAGCAGUUCGGGUCUCCAGCAACGGAGCUUUCAACUUGCCGCAGAGUUUUGGCAACGAAUCCAACGAAUAUGCCCACCUGGCUACGCCUGUGGAUCCAGCCUACGGAGGCAACAACACGAACAACAUGAUGCAGUUCACGAACAAUCUGGAAAUUUUGGCCAACAAUAAUUCCGAUGGCAAUAACAAAAUUAAUGCAUGCAACAAAUUCGUCUGCCACAAGGGGUGAGCAAAUUCAAAACACGCGCUCCAAUCGAUAAACAUUGGCUACGGCGAUUGUUCGCGCUGCGUGGCGAAUGGCAAAAUCCAAAUAGUCGGUGGCCACUACGAUUCUGUAGUUUUUUGUUAGCGAAUUUUUAAUAUUUAGCCUCCUUCCCCAACAAGAUCGCUUGAUCAGAUAUAGCCGACUAAGAUGUAUAUAUCACAGCCAAUGUCGUGGCACAAAGAAAGCACUGAUUCCGAGGAUGACUCCACGGAGGUCGAUAUCAAGGAGGAUAUUCCGAAAACGGUGGAGGUAUCGGGAUCGGAAUUGACCACGGAACCCAUGGCCUUCUUGCAGGGAUUAAACUCCGGGAAUCUGAUGCAGUUCAGCCAGCAAUCCGUGCUGCGCGAAAUGAUGCUGCAGGACAUUCAGAUCCAGGCGAACACGCUGCCCAAGCUAGAGAAUCACAACAUCGGUGGUUAUUGCUUCAGCAUGGUUCUGGAUGAGCCGCCCAAGUCUCUUUGGAUGUACUCGAUUCCGCUGAACAAGCUCUACAUCCGGAUGAACAAGGCCUUCAACGUGGACGUUCAGUUCAAGUCUAAAAUGCCCAUCCAACCACUUAAUUUGCGUGUGUUCCUUUGCUUCUCCAAUGAUGUGAGUGCUCCCGUGGUCCGCUGUCAAAAUCACCUUAGCGUUGAGCCUUUGACGGCCAAUAACGCAAAAAUGCGCGAGAGCUUGCUGCGCAGCGAGAAUCCCAACAGUGUAUAUUGUGGAAAUGCUCAGGGCAAGGGAAUUUCCGAGCGUUUUUCCGUUGUAGUCCCCCUGAACAUGAGCCGGUCUGUAACCCGCAGUGGGCUCACGCGCCAGACCCUGGCCUUCAAGUUCGUCUGCCAAAACUCGUGUAUCGGGCGAAAAGAAACUUCCUUAGUCUUCUGCCUGGAGAAAGCAUGCGGCGAUAUCGUGGGACAGCAUGUUAUACAUGUUAAAAUAUGUACGUGCCCCAAGCGGGAUCGCAUCCAAGACGAACGCCAGCUCAAUAGCAAGAAGCGCAAGUCCGUGCCGGAAGCCGCCGAAGAAGAUGAGCCGUCCAAGGUGCGUCGGUGCAUUGCUAUAAAGACGGAGGACACGGAGAGCAAUGAUAGCCGAGACUGCGACGACUCCGCCGCAGAGUGGAACGUGUCGCGGACACCGGAUGGCGAUUACCGUCUGGCUAUUACGUGCCCCAAUAAGGAAUGGCUGCUGCAGAGCAUCGAGGGCAUGAUUAAGGAGGCGGCGGCUGAAGUCCUGCGCAAUCCCAACCAAGAGAAUCUACGUCGCCAUGCCAACAAAUUGCUGAGCCUUAAGAAACGUGCCUACGAGCUGCCAUGACUUCUGAUCUGGUCGACAAUCUCCCAGGUAUCAGAUACCUUUGAAAUGUGUUGCAUCUGUGGGGUAUACUACAUAGCUAUUAGUAUCUUAAGUUUGUAUUAGUCCUUGUUCGUAAGGCGUUUAACGGUGAUAUUCCCCUUUUGGCAUGUUCGAUGGCCGAAAAGAAAACAUUUUUAUAUUUUUGAUAGUAUACUGUUGUUAACUGCAGUUCUAUGUGACUACGUAACUUUUGUCUACCACAACAAACAUACUCUGUACAAAAAAGCCAAAAGUGAAUUUAUUAAAGAGUUGUCAUAUUUUGCAAACAU
This is a messenger RNA of Drosophila melanogaster (fruit fly), 2095 nucleotides long. It is a transcript of the gene p53, whose product is annotated as p53. The record is from RefSeq and is marked reviewed. Bases 630 to 1787 code for a protein of 385 amino acids. The transcript has 9 exons. Gene Ontology annotation, biological process: regulation of DNA-templated transcription; regulation of transcription by RNA polymerase II; animal gross anatomical part developmental process. NCBI's taxonomy places the organism in Eukaryota, Metazoa, Arthropoda, Insecta, Diptera, Drosophilidae. Gene Ontology annotation, cellular component: nucleus. Gene Ontology annotation, molecular function: DNA-binding transcription factor activity; DNA binding; transcription cis-regulatory region binding.